Molecule: messenger RNA, 759 nt
Organism: Symbiodinium sp. CCMP2592
Lineage: Eukaryota; Dinophyceae; Suessiales; Symbiodiniaceae
Source: the annotation of a GenBank genome assembly
AUGGCUUCUUCCGAUGAUGAUGGUGACCUCGAUGACGACCUGGAUGCGGAUGAGUCGUACCAGGCCAUCCGAAUUCCUUUGGGGCAUCCGCCGGUGGUUUUCGGGUUGCCCGGCAGCGACCAGCUUCUGCAGAAGGUUAUUUCUCAUUUGCAGUGGCGAUCAGGGGAGUGCCACUUUGCCAUGUUCGACAACGGCGAGAUUGGGCCGAAAGUCUUACAGACGGUGACCAAUCACGAUGUCUUCGUGAUCAUCGUCCGUAACGAUGCUGCAUCCGAGGUGAACUUUUCAUUGGUGAGAUUGCUCCUUCUGGUGGACGCCCUCAGGGGCGAGUCCCCGCACCGACUAACGGUCGUGAUGCCCUGCUUGGAGUACGCUCGGCAGGAUCGGAAACUCAUGGCCGGCGAGGCCAUUGCCCCCAAGCUCAUGUUCCGAUGCAUCAAGACUGCGGGAGCAGAACGAUUCCUGACGGUGGACUUGCACAAUCAGGCGGAAGCUGCAUUUAGCCCACCUGGCAUGGUGCUCGACGAGCUGAGCUCCGACAGGUAUCUUGCAGACUUCAUCCGACAGAACGUGCCAGGUUUCGAUGAGGAGCACUCUCUCGUGUGUGCCACCAACGGGGGAGGCAUGAAGUUCACGCGGCGGAUGGCAGACAUACUGCGUGUGGGCUUCAUCAUGGCGGAUCGCUUCAGACAGAAGGUUCCUAGGACGGUCGGAAUCUCUUUGGGGGCACAUGCUUACCUGCCUGCCAUCUCCGCCUGA